UAAUCGAAAUAAUAAUGAAUUAGUUCAAAUUUAAUGUUAAAUCAAAUAGACAUUAAAGCGACGAGUAUAAAGAAAUCAGUAGGGAUAGUGAAUUUCAAACUCCGUGUUGGUUUAAUUGCAUCGAAGGACACUGGCGUUAACUGAACGAUAUGCAACACAGUUAAAGAAUUACAACAAGCGAUAAAUUCGAAGCAACGACCGCGGGUGCCACUUCGAGUGUCCACUAAUCGGCUCGAGUAUUUCAAUGAAUCAAUGCAUUUUCUAGUUGGCUGAGGAACUAACAGAAGAGUAUGGGAUACCUGAAGAUGUAUCUGUCAAGAUUACAACAUUAUAUUUGAAACUCUUUAGAAAGUGCCCUGACAAUGUAAUGUAUACAUUGGAUACUUGGCGUACAAGUUUAUGGAGUAAAGCACUUGGUGAAAAAUACUCGUACUUAGCAACCAGAGUUUAUGAACGAUGGUUGUGUCUACGAUAUUAUUAUCUAGCACUUUCAUCAGAUACAAUUUCCAUGCUAAGACAGUUGAGGGUAAAGUACCUCCUUGGGCUAAUAACUAAUGGUCCUUCUAAUGCACAAUGGGAAAAGAUACAUAAACUAUCUUUGGAACAAUAUUUCCAUGUUAUUUUGGUAUCUGGAGAUUUACCAUAUGAAAAACCAGAAAGAGAAAUAUUUAAAAAAGCAUAUAGAAUUUUAAAUGUUAAACCAGAAAAGUGCGUAAUGGUCGGUGACAAAUUGGAAACUGAUAUUCUAGGUGGGAUAGAAGCAGGAUUCGGAAGAACAGUUUGGAUUCCAAUUUCCGAUAAACCACGAUUGUUAAAAGAAGAUCCACAACCAGAUUUUACUAUAACCCAUAUAACAGAUCUCUUACAUAUCUUAAAUAGUGGUCCUGGCGCACCUGAACUUGAGGAUUCUUCUUCAAAUGCAUCAGAUGGUAGCUGAUGAGAAAACAAAGAAAUUUAUUUUUUAAUAUUUCAUAGAAUAAUAUAGCUACUAAAAAUUAAAAUUGUGUUACAGAACUUUUUCGUUUCAUAGAAACUGUGGAACGAAUUCUCACGUUUAAGUACUGUUUAUUAUAGUUAUUUAUAAUGAUAUAUAAUUUAUUACAUAUGUUAUAUAAA
Molecule: messenger RNA, 1116 nt
Organism: Nomia melanderi (Alkali bee)
Lineage: Eukaryota; Metazoa; Arthropoda; Insecta; Hymenoptera; Halictidae
Source: RefSeq, a predicted model, not a curated record